Amphimedon queenslandica is the source of this 799-nucleotide messenger RNA. Its product is annotated as ras-related protein Rab-7L1-like. The transcript has 6 exons. Lineage: Eukaryota; Metazoa; Porifera; Demospongiae; Haplosclerida; Niphatidae. The record is from RefSeq and is a predicted model, not a curated record. Gene Ontology annotation, molecular function: GTP binding; GTPase activity. The coding region runs from base 39 to 653 and encodes 204 amino acids.
GAUUUGAGCCCCUCCCACAAAUAUUUGCUGUGAGCAAAAUGGCCUCUUCGCCUUUGGAAUAUACAAAGAAAGUGAUCGUUAUAGGAGACUCAGCCGUGGGGAAGACCUCUUUCAUAGCUCGUGUUACGGAGGGAAGGUUUAUCAGCGAUCACAAAGCGACUAUAGGAGUCGAUUGUGCUGUGAAGUCUAUCAAGAGAGGAGAAAGCACAACCAUCAGAUUAGCAUUAUGGGAUAUUGGAGGUCAAGAAGCAUUCCGUGGUUUAAUGCCACAGUUUGCUAGAGGUAGCUCUGGCAUUAUAAUAGUGUGUGAUGUUACAAGAAAGGCUACAGUGGAUGCUGUGAGGAUAUGGAAGAAUGAAGCAGAUAAAGUACUAACAAAAUUACCACCUUGUAUCUUACUGGUGAAUAAGUUUGAUCUACCAAAGCACAUUCAUUCGGUGAGCAUAGAGGAACUGGAUACUCUUACUGAGGAAUGCAAACUCAGUGGUUGGUUUCAGACCUCAGUAAAAGAGAAUGUUAACCUGCAAGUAUCACUUGAAGAUUUGUCUGAUCUAAUGGUUCAGUUUGAUGAAGGCUCCCUUCAAGAUAAUGACACCAUUACAACACUACAGAGGCAGUAUCAUGCAGAGAAGAGAAACUGCAUGUGCGAUUAACAAAGAGGGAGAGAGAGAGAACGAGUAAAAUAUAAAUUUUCAAUGUGUAUUGUUAUAUAAUUAUGAUAUGAUGUUAUUUUUAUUACCAAGUUUCAAUUGGUUUUUACAUUAAAAAUUUCACGUCCUUUGUAUUAUUAGACCUAGCA